Molecule: messenger RNA, 1428 nt
Organism: Quercus lobata
Lineage: Eukaryota; Viridiplantae; Streptophyta; Magnoliopsida; Fagales; Fagaceae
Product: alpha/beta-Hydrolases superfamily protein
Exons: 1
Coding region: 88-1140 (350 amino acids)
Molecular function (GO): hydrolase activity
Source: RefSeq, a predicted model, not a curated record
UCCUAUAUAAGGAAUUCCCAAGUGCAAAAACAUUUUGCAACCUACCAUACAUAUCAAAUUUGAGUUCCUCAUUUUGAUUCAUAACCCAUGAGGCAAAAAAGAAUGGCAGCCAUUACUCUAGAUCCAGGUCUAAGCCUAAAACACAUUGGCGAAGACGACACUCAACAUCCAAGUGCUGUGAUUGAGGAAAUCGAAGGGCUCAUAAGAGUGUACAAAGAUGGAGAUGUGGAAAGGCCUCAGAUUGUUCCAUUUGUCACAAGCGCAUUGUCUUUGGAGCUUGGAGUGAUAUCAAAGGAUGUUGUCAUUGACGAGUUCACAAACAUUUGGGCACGUUUCUAUGUCCCAAAUGUAUGCCAUGGGAAGCUCCCCUUGCUUGUUUAUUUCCAUGGAGGCGGAUUUUGUGUUGGCUCAGCUGCUUGGAGCUGCUACCAUGAGUUUUUAGCAAGGUUAUCAGCUAAAGCCAAUUGCUUAAUCAUGUCUGUAAAUUAUCGUUUGGCCCCUGAGAAUCCACUUCCAGCUGCUUAUGAAGACGGAUUGAGAGCUCUUAUUUGGCUAAAGCAACAAGCUUUACUUGGAGAUAGUGAAUGGUGGUCUAGACUCUGUGAUUUCUCUAAAAUCUUCCUAGCUGGUGAUAGCGCAGGUGCCAAUAUAGCCCACAAUGUGGCCACAAGGGUUGGUUCUAACCAUGGAAUCGAAGCCAUGGCUCUAAAGCCUUUAAGUCUAAAGGGUAAUAUAUUAAUACAACCAUUUUUUGGUGGAGAGGUCAGGACACCCUCUGAGAACUACAUGGUUCAAUCCCCUCGUUCAGCACUGAGUUUAGCGGCUUCUGAUACAUAUUGGCGAUUGGCUUUGCCGGCUGGGGCUAACCGUGACCAUUCAUGGUGCAAUCCUUUGUCAAAGGGGUCGAGUAAAUUGGAGGACAUAAGGCUUUUGCCUGCCCUGGUUUGCAUAUCAGAGAUGGAUAUAUUAAAAGAUAGAAACUUGGAGUUUUGUACUGCUUUGAAUAGAGCAGGGAAAAGAGUGGAAUAUGUGAUGUAUAAAGGAGUUGGGCAUGCAUUUCAGGUUCUAAGUACGACUCAGCUUUCACAAACAAGAACCCUUGAAAUGGUUGCUCGUAUCAAGGCCUUCAUUAGUCGAUGACUCUCUCUCUCUCUCUUACUGUACAUGUGCUUGUGUUUGUAAAUAACUUUGGUGAGGGAUAAGUUUAUUUUCAUUGGCACCACCGUUUCGUGAAAAAGUUGAGGCUUUCCCGGCCUUUUUUCUCCAAUGAAAAAUAUAGACUAAACUUUAGGCCCUCUAGAUGCCUUGAUUUGCAUUUUGCUGGGCUUUUGCAUGUUCAAUGUUGCUAGCUGAUAAGUAAAGAUUCUGUAUAUUAUUGCGUUGAUCAUUUUGAUGUAAGCAAUGAGUGUAUCCUGUAGUAAUGUAUUA